UGUGAGUUGGAGAAGAAGCAGCAGGGAGAAGUGAGGGAAGAGGAACUGAAGAGAAGCUCUCUGUAGAGUUGUGCUGUUUAAAUUCAUCUCUUCAUCACACGGAUAUUUUGGAAAGAAGACUACCUUCACACACACACACACACACACACACACACACACACUAAGCCAUCAUGUCUGAGGCAGAGCGCUUUCUGUAUGGAGACCGCAGUGCGAUCACUGACCCCCUGGCUCAGGCCGAUUGGGCCUCCAAAAAGCUUGUCUGGGUUCCGUCCGAGAAACUGGGCUUCGAGUCGGGCUCAGUUAAAGAGGAGACCGGGGAUGAGUGCACCGUGGAACUCACCGACUCCGGGAAAAAGAUCAAAGUGAACAAAGAUGACAUCCAGAAGAUGAACCCGCCCAAAUUCAACAAGGUGGAGGACAUGGCUGAGCUCACCUGCCUCAACGAGGCGUCCGUCCUCCACAACCUUAAAGAGAGAUACUACUCUGGCCUCAUCUACACAUACUCUGGCCUGUUCUGUGUGGUCAUUAACCCGUAUAAACACCUGCCCAUCUACUCGGAGGAGAUCGUCGACAUGUACAAGGGAAAGAAGAGACACGAGAUGCCGCCACACAUCUACGCCAUUACAGACACUGCAUACCGGAGCAUGAUGCAGGAUCGUGAGGAUCAGUCUAUCCUAUGCACAGGCGAAUCCGGAGCUGGGAAAACCGAAAACACCAAGAAAGUUAUUCAGUAUCUGGCGUACGUCGCCUCGUCCACUAAAACCAAAAAAGAGCCGACCAGCAGCAGCAGUCUGUCACAUGGGGAGCUGGAGAAACAGCUGCUGCAGGCUAACCCCAUCCUGGAGGCGUUUGGUAACGCUAAGACGGUGAAAAAUGACAACUCGUCUCGUUUCGGGAAGUUCAUCAGGAUUAACUUUGAUGUUAACGGUUACAUCGUUGGAGCAAACAUCGAAACCUACCUUUUGGAGAAGUCUCGUGCGAUCAGACAGGCCAAAGAAGAACGAACCUUCCACAUCUUCUACUACCUGCUGUCAGGAGCUGGAGACAAACAGCGCUCUGAGUUGUGCCUGGAGGAUUAUGGGAAAUAUCGCUUCCUGUCCAAUGGGAAGGUGACAAUUCCAGGACAACAGGACAAAGAUCUUUACAGUGAGACUGUGGAUGCCUUCAGGAUCAUGAGCAUCCCUGAGGAUGAGCAGACAGGUUUGCUGAAGGUGGUGUCUGCAGUUCUUCAUUUGGGAAACAUUAUCUUUAAGAAGGAGCGUAACUCUGAUCAGGCCUCCAUGCCCGAUGACACGGCUGCACAGAAAGUUUGCCACCUGCUGGGCAUGAACGUGACGGACUUCGUGCGUGCCAUCCUCUCUCCCAGGAUCAAGGUGGGCCGUGAUUACGUGCAGAAAGCGCAGACGCAGGAACAGGCAGAGUUUGCAGUCGAAGCUUUAGCCAAAGCCACCUAUGAAAGAUUGUUCCGCUGGCUGGUGGCACGGAUUAAUAAAGCUCUAGACAAAACCAAGCGGCAGGGAGCCUCGUUCAUCGGCAUCUUGGACAUCGCCGGCUUCGAGAUCUUUGAGUUAAACUCGUUUGAGCAGCUGUGUAUUAAUUACACUAACGAGAAGCUGCAGCAGCUCUUCAACCACACCAUGUUCAUCCUGGAGCAGGAGGAGUAUCAGCGCGAGGGCAUCGAGUGGAGCUUCAUCGACUUCGGUCUCGACCUGCAGCCCUGCAUUGACCUCAUCGAGAGGCCUGCGAAUCCUCCAGGUGUUCUGGCUCUGCUGGAUGAGGAGUGUUGGUUUCCCAAAGCCACAGAUAAGACGUUCGUGGACAAGCUGGUGCAGGAGCAGGGGAACCAUCCCAAAUUCCAGAAACCAAAGAAGCUCAAAGAUGAUGCUGACUUCUGCAUCAUACACUAUGCUGGCAAGGUGGAUUAUAAAGCAGUGGAGUGGUUGAUGAAGAACAUGGAUCCUCUGAACGAUAACGUAACGAUGUUGCUCAAUCAGUCUUCAGACAAAUUCGUAUCUGAACUCUGGAAAGAUGUGGACAGAAUUGUGGGUCUGGAUAAAGUAGCAGGAAUGGCCGAGUCUGCACACGGGGCAUUUAAAACUCGUAAAGGAAUGUUCCGGACAGUGGGACAGCUUUACAAAGAGCAGCUCGCCAAUCUCAUGACCACGCUGAGGAACACCAACCCCAACUUCGUCCGCUGCAUCAUCCCUAACCAUGAGAAGAAGGCGGGUAAACUGGAACCUCACCUGGUUCUGGAGCAGCUCAGGUGUAACGGUGUGUUGGAGGGAAUCAGGAUCUGCAGACAAGGCUUCCCCAACCGCAUCAUCUUCCAGGAGUUCAGACAGAGAUACGAGCUGCUAACUCCGAACGCGAUCCCUAAAGGCUUCAUGGAUGGUAAACAGGCCUGUGUGCUGAUGGUUAAAGCUCUGGAGUUGGACUCUAAUCUGUAUCGGAUCGGACAAAGUAAAGUGUUUUUCCGUGCUGGAGUUCUGGCUCACCUGGAGGAGGAGCGUGACAUCAAAAUCACGGAUGUCAUCCUCAAAUUCCAGGCCUGGUGUCGUGGCUACGUUGCCCGCAAGGCAUUUGCUAAGCGUCAGCAGCAGCUCACAGCAAUGCGAGUGAUCCAGAGGAACUGUGCUGCUUAUCUGAAACUCAGGAACUGGCAGUGGUGGAGACUCUUCACCAAGGUGAAGCCUCUGCUCCAGGUAACCCGUCAGGAGGAGGAGAUGCAGGCGAAAGAGGAGGAACUGGAGAAAGUGAAGGAGAGACAGCAGCAGUUUGAACUACAGUUACAAGAGUAUGAGACCAAACAGCAGCAGCUGAACAUGGAGAAGCAGACUCUUCAGGAGCAGCUGCAGGCGGAGAUGGACCUGUGUGCCGAGGCGGAGGAGAUGAGAUCUCGCCUGGUGGCUCGGCAGCAGGAGCUGGAGGAGAUAAUGCACGACCUGGAGAACCGUGUGGAGGAGGAGGAGGAACGUGCCACUCACCUACAGAACGAGAAGAAGAAGAUGCAGCAGAACAUUGCGGAUUUGGAGCAGCAGCUGGACGAGGAGGAAGCAGCACGGCAGAAACUGCAGCUGGAGAAGGUGACCACAGACGCCAAGCUGAAGAAGCUGGAGGAGGACAUCAUGGUGCUGGACGACCAGAACGCCAAACUCAACAAGGAGAAGAAGCAGCUGGAGGACAGGAUCGCAGAGUUCAGCUCGAACCUUGCUGAGGAGGAGGAGAAAUCUAAGAGUUUACAGAAACUCAAAAACAAACAUGAGGCCAUGAUCACAGACCUGGAGGAGCGACUGAAGAAGGAAGAAAAGACUCGACAGGAACUGGAGAAGAACCGAAGGAAGUUGGAAAGUGACUCCACAGAGCUCACUGAUCACCUCGCUGAUCUUCAGGCUCAGAUUGCAGAACUUCGAGCACAACUUGCCAAAAAAGAGGAGGAGCUUCAGGCUGCACUGGCCAGGAUCGAGCAGGAAACGUCCCUGAAAAACGCAGCACAGAAACGAGUGAGGGAACUGGAGGCUCAGGUCAUAGAACUGCAGGAGGAUCUGGAACUGGAGAAAGCGGCGAGAAAUAAAGCUGAAAAACAGAGACGGGAUCUUGGCGAGGAACUGGAGGCACUGAAGAGCGAACUGGAGGAUACGCUGGACUCCACCGCGGCUCAGCAGGAGCUCAGAGCUAAACGUGAAUCGGAGGUGGCUCAGUUGAAGAAAACUCUGGAGGAUGAAGCUCAGAGUCACGAGCAGCUCCUCACUGAAAUGCGGCAAAAACACACACAGGCUUUUGAAGAGCUUAAUGAACAACUGGAACAGGCCAAGAGGAACAAGGCGCUGGUGGAGAAAGCUAAACACACUCUGGAGAGUGAGCGCAGUGAGCUGCAGAUCGAGCUGCAGUCCGUCACUCAGAGUAAGAACGAUUCUGAACAUCGCAGGAAAAAAGCAGAAGCUCAGCUGCAGGAAAUCCAACUGAAACACAACGAGAGCGAGAAGCAGAAGAAGGACAUGGCAGAAAAAAUGAGCAAAAUGCAGUUGGAGUUGGAGAGUUUGAGCAGCACUCUGUCUGAAGUGGAGAGUAAAUGCAUCAAAGCAGCUAAAGACAGUUCAUCUGUGGAGUCUCAACUUCAGGAUACACAGGGUUUGCUGCAGGAGGAGACGCGUCAGAAACUGGCUCUGAGCUCCCGGCUGCGUCAAUUGGAGGAUGAACAGAACCGACUGAAGGAACUUCUGGAGGAGGAAGAGGAGGGAAAGAAGAGUGUGGAGAAACAGCUUCACUCCUCUCAGGCACAGUUAUCCGAGUUGAGGAAGAAGAUGGAACAGGAAGCGAUGAAUCUGGAGACUUCAGAAGAAGGGAAGAGGAAGCUGCAGAGAGAGAUGGAGAACCUGAACCAGCGUCUGGAGGAGAAGUCCUCGGCCUAUGACAAGCUGGAGAAGACGAAGGUGCGUCUACAGCAGGAGCUUGAUGACCUGUUGGUGGGUCAGGAUCACCUGCGGCAGAUCGUCCAGGAGCUCGAGAGGAAGCAGAAAAAGUUUGACCAGAUGCUAGCCGAGGAGAAGAGUAUUUCUGCUCGUUACAGUGAGGAGCGAGACCGAGCCGAAGCUGAAGCUCGUGAGAAGGAGACGAAGACUCUGACUCUGACACGGCAGCUGGAGGCUCUACAGGAGCAGCGUAACGAACUGGAACGAGCCAAUAAACUCCUCAAAACUGAGAUGGAGGACCUCGUGUCUUCUAAAGAUGACGUCGGCAAAAGUGUCCAUGAGCUGGAGCGUGCUAAGCGAGCGAUGGAGCAGCAGUUGGAGGAGAUGAAGCUGCAGGUCGAGGAGAUGGAGGACGAGCUGCAGCUGACCGAAGACGCAAAGCUACGCUUGGAGGUGAACCUGCAGGCCCUGAAGGCACAGUUCGAGCGAGACCUGCAGGGACGAGAUGAGCUCGGGGAGGAGAAGAGGAAACAGCUGAUGAAGCAGGUGCAUGAGAUGGAAUUGGAGCUGGAGGAUGAGAGGAAGCAGAGAACUCUGGCUAUAGCUGCGAGGAAGAAGCUGGAGCUCGACCUGUCUGACCUGGAGGCACAAAUUGACCAGGCCGUUAAAGCUCGAGAUGAAGCACUGAGACAGCUAAAGAAACUACAGGCCCAGAUAAAGGAUCAGUUGCGGGAUGUGGAUGAACUCAGAGCGGCGAGAGAUGCAGCACUGAACAGUGCCAAAGAGAAUGAGCGCAAACUCAAGAGUCUGGAGGCUGAAAACAUGCAGUUACAUGAGGAUCUCUCUGCAGCUGACCGCAGUAAGAAGCAGAUCCAGCAGGAGAGAGAUGAUCUUCAUGAUGAAGUGACCAGCUAUAACUCAAAGAUGUCUGCACUGAAUGAAGAGAAGCGGAGGUUGGAGGCUCGUAUUGCUCAGCUGGAGGAGGAGCUCGAUGAGGAACAGUGCAGCAUUGAACUUGUGAAUGACCAACUGAAGAAAGCAAAUGCACAAGUGGACACUCUUGGCACAGAGCUAGCAGGUGAGCGUAGCGCGGCUCAGAAGAGCGAGACGGCUCGACAGCAGCUGGAGAGACAGAAUAAGGACCUGAAGGCCAAACUGCAGGAGCUUGAAGGCUCGGUCAAAUCCAAGUUCAAGUCCACUAUCGCUGCUCUGGAGGCCAAAAUCCUGCAGCUGGAGGAACAGCUGGAGCAGGAGGCCAAGGAUAAACAGCAGAACACCAAGUUAGUGCGGCGUACAGAGAAGAGACUGAAGGAGGUUCUGCUGCAGGUGGAGGAAGAGAGACGCAACAGUGAUCAGUUUAAGGACCAGAUGGAGAAGGCUAACACACGCAUGAAGCAGCUGAAGCGUCAGUUGGAGGAAGCAGAGGAAGAAGCGACGCGUGCUAACGCCUCCCGCAGGAAGUUGCAGAGAGAGCUGGAGGACGCCACUGAGGCCAGCGACGCCAUGAACCGUGAGGUCAACACACUGAAGAGCAAACUCCGGCGCGGUGGUGACUUCACCCUCAACGUGCGGCGUGCGGUCCGUGGCGGACUGGACAGUGAGGAGGACGUGGACAUGGCCAGCGAGACGUCGGAGACCACACCCGAGUAACACCUGCAGCCAAAAGCCAAUCAGUCAUCUUUACUCCACGCUUUCCUCAGAGCCGUAACGUCUGUAGCUCGUUCUGUUAGCCGUGUUAGAGGUGGCUCUGUAACUCUGGGUCAAAUAUCCUGUAAUUUACUCUGAGAUUAAAUAGUUAUCAUGUGAUGGGACAGAGUCCACCUUUAGCUUUAAAGCUCUUUAAGGUCAAUAAUGAUUCCAGUGUUUAUCUGCAUUAUGAUUGUUAUUCAUAUUCCCGGUGUUAUCCGUGUGUCGAUGUGAGACCGGAACAAACGGGAGAAUCACUUUACUCACCAUCACAGUGUUUUAGUUAUUAACAAAUAUAUAAUUAUCUAAUGAUAAUGCACGUUAACCCUGCACGUUAAACUGGUUAGACUGGGGUAAACUACACUGGGUUCAGGUUCAGCGGGUUGCCAGAUUAGUCUAACUCUCACAGUUCUGUAUUGAAUACCAAACACAUGAAUCUCUUUAAGAGUAAAACACUUUAUUCAUGAUUAUUAGCCUUUUUUUCUUUCUUUCUUUUGUACAAUUCUUGUUUUAGGAACGUUGUGAUUUAAAGGCUUUCACUUCUCCUGUAACCAUGUGUGGUGGUUUUUGUUUUUUUUUCUCUAUUGGUUUUGUAUCUCGACUCUGUAUGAAUAGCUACUUUAUGCUCCUCUCUCUCUCUCCAUACCUGAGGCCGGCUCCGGAGCUCUGUCCUCAUCAGGUCCCUCUGAUGGUUUUCUCAGUGCAGUGUGAUGUUUUUAACAGCACUUCAUUUUGUACCUUUUGCAUCAUUUUGCAUUUUUAUAUCAAAGCAAAAUUAUUAAAGAUUCAGCCAAAUGAA
Messenger RNA from Hemibagrus wyckioides, 6894 nucleotides. Its product is annotated as myosin-9-like. The transcript is spliced from 41 exons. NCBI's taxonomy places the organism in Eukaryota, Metazoa, Chordata, Actinopteri, Siluriformes, Bagridae. The coding region runs from base 171 to 6059 and encodes 1962 amino acids. The record is from RefSeq and is a predicted model, not a curated record. Gene Ontology annotation, cellular component: myosin complex. Gene Ontology annotation, molecular function: actin filament binding; ATP binding; cytoskeletal motor activity.